Molecule: messenger RNA, 1346 nt
Organism: Tarenaya hassleriana
Lineage: Eukaryota; Viridiplantae; Streptophyta; Magnoliopsida; Brassicales; Cleomaceae
Exons: 2
Coding region: 258-1118 (286 amino acids)
Source: RefSeq, a predicted model, not a curated record
AAACAAGGAACAAACAAAACAAAGAGAAAAGAGGAGUCCUGGAAAAUCGACCGUAUUUUCUCACACAAACGGUACGAAGCGAACGUUUAGAGGUUCUCAGGACAGAGAGGUGUCUCGUGGUUUUUGUCGGAGCAGAAUCUGACUUAAGGAGAAUCGUAUUAGAGGAUCAGCUGCUUAUGAACUUCUUCUGACAUGGGAGCCCCAUAGAGGUUAUUAACAGAACUGGUUUGGGUUCGGUUUACUGGAAAAAGGCAAUCAUGUUAUCCAUCCCCAAUACCAGGAUGUGGAAUCUAGCAUCAAGUUAUCUUACAGGAAACAUCGGGAUGAAAAACGAGACGAGAAAAGUAGUGCAUCCAGCCUUGGAAUGUUCAGAUGACGAUGCGUCCUCUGUCGGUAGCGGGGACGAAGGUCUGGAAUGCCCCAUAUGCUGGGAAUCAUUCAACAUCGUCGAAAACGUUCCUUAUGUGCUAUGGUGUGGUCACACACUUUGCAAAAACUGCGUUCUAGGGCUUCAGUGGGCGGUUGUGAAGUUUCCUGCACACCCAGUUCAGCUUCCUCUCUUCAUUUCAUGCCCAUGGUGCAACCUCUUGUCUUUCCGACUCGUCUUUAGGGAAACACUCAAAUUCCCUCGCAAGAAUUACUUUGUGCUUUGGAUGGUUGAGAGGAUGAACGGUGAGAGGCUCAAGUCCAAUGCUGCUGCUGCUUCACGUGAUGAUUCUCAGCCGGGCUGGUCGUUUACCAGCAACUCGCCCAAUGGAAACCAUAUCAGGGAACCUCCACAUCGUCGUCAUCAUCAUCAACAUCACCAUCACCAUCAUGGGAAUCAGCACGAGCCAUCGGGAUCUGAUACCGGUCAUGGCAAUGCUGGGGACGGCAUCAUGCGCAUGGGGAGGAUACAGAAUUCACUGAGGAAGUCACUGGUAUUCUUUGUUCAUCUGACGGCUAAGUUCCCAUUGGUCAUCAUAUUCCUUCUGAUAGUCCUUUACGCCAUACCGACGAGUGCAGCCAUCUUGGCAUUGUACAUUCUCAUCACCCUCCUGUUGGCUCUCCCGUCGUUCCUCAUCCUCUACUUUGCGUACCCUUGUCUCGAUUGGCUCGUCAGAGAGAUCGUCACAUGACUUCUAAGCUUGAUUCCUCCACUGUGUCUCUGCAAUUCGCCGACUUGUCUGCUUCAACUGCUGUUCACUUAAUUGUAAGUGAAAUGCAUAUACGAUACAAAAGUUUAUCAGUCUUGUUUUAUAUAGUAGUAUAUGAUUGCUUAAGUUCGGAGACAUCUACCCUCUUGCUUGCCUUUUACUUGGGAACUCAAUAGUUAAUUAAUAAUAGAUUAUACAAUGGGUUUUAUA